AUGGCCUUAAUAGCUACCAAAAUAAGUUUACUUUCUUGUUUCGUUUCUACUUAUCCAACCCAUCCUCCAACAUUUCGGAUUUCGAAAUUUCCCAAUGCGGUUGCUUCUUUGUCGCCUACAUAUGUUACUAAAAGAUCGGUCUCGAGCAAUCCUUAUGCUUCAGUUUCUAGCCCUUCAAAGCAGUUUGAUACUAAGACAUCCAUAGAAUAUUCACACGAAUUCAAUAUCAAGAAGAUCAAGAACAUACUAAUUGCAAACAUAGAUGAUGUCCCAUCGGCGAACCUGGAUAUGAUUGAUGCCAUUCAAGUUUUAGGAAUUGAUCUCCAUUUUAAACGAGAGAUCGAGCAAACGCUUCACAUUAUUUACAAGGAAUGCACGAAAUUCAACAUGUAUGAUCUCCACGAGGUCGCGCUUUGCUUUCGAUUGCUGAGACAAGAGGGUCACUAUGUGCAAGAAAGUAUUUUUGAAAACAUCCUAGACAAGAAAGGUGGAUUCAAAAAUGACAUAAAAAUUUACGUCAAGGGACUUAUAGAAUUGUAUGAAGCUUCCGAGCUCGGUGUAGAAGGAGAAGAAACACUCGAUGGCGUAAGAGAAUUCACCUUUAGCUGCCUUGGUGAACUAUGCUCAGGUAGAGUAAGUCAUCAAAAGCGAGAGAUAAUGAAGUCUUUGGUGCAACCUCGCCACAAAACCUUAACAAGAUUGACGUCCAAGAGGUUCAUAAGCAUGAUAAAACCCGCGGAUCAAGAAGAUCAAGAGUGGUUACAAUCUCUAUUACGAGUGGCUGAGAUCGACUCCAGUAUCCUUAAGUCAUUGACUCGAGAAGAAAUGUCUCAAACAUCCAAAUGGUGGGCAGAACUUGGCUUACAUAAAGAGCUGGACAAGGCAAGAAGCCAGCCGUUAAAGUGGCACACAUGGUCCAUGGAGAUUCUUCAAGAUCCGACCUUAACUGAACAAAGGCUUGAUCUUACCAAACCAAUAUCGCUUGUUUAUGUUAUAGAUGAUAUUUUUGAUGUGUAUGGGGAACUAGAAGAAUUAAUCAUCUUCACACAAGUUGUUGAGAGAUGGGAUCAUAAGGGGCUUGAGACGCUGCCGAGAUACAUGAGGGUUUGCUUUGAAGCUCUAGAUAUGAUCACUACGGAGAUUAGCAUGAAGAUCUACAAAUUACAUGGUUGGAACCCAACAAACUCUCUUCGAAAAUCGUGGACAAGUUUGUGUAUGUCAUUCUUGAUAGAAGCAAAGUGGUUUAGUUCGGGUUACUUGCCAAAUACUGAAGAGUAUAUGAAGAAUGGGGUUGUGAGUUCAGGUGUUCAUUUAGUGAUGCUUCAUGUCUACUUCUUGUUGGGCGAAGAACUCACAAGAGAGAAAGUCGAACUAAUUGAGAGCAACCCAAGUAUUGUAUCGGCUGCAGCUACAAUUCUCAGGCUCUGGGAUGAUCUCGGAAGUGCCAAGGAUGAGAACCAAGAUGGAGCUGAUGGAUCAUACAUAGAGUGUUACCUGAACGAGUACAAGGGAUCAACUGUUGAUGAAGCAAGAACACAUGUUUUCCACAAGAUAUCUAAAGCAUGGAAAUGUUUGAACAGGGAGUGUCUGAAUCCAAGUCCAUUCUCGAAAUCAUUCUCAAAAGCUUGUCUCAACAUUGCAAGAACAGUUCCUUCAAUGUACAGCUAUGAUGAUGAGCAACGACUUCCCGGUCUAGAAAAAUAUCUCAAGUCUCUAAUGUAAAAAAGUUCCAUUGACGC
Capsella rubella is the source of this 1739-nucleotide messenger RNA. Its product is annotated as S-(+)-linalool synthase, chloroplastic. The record is from RefSeq and is a predicted model, not a curated record. Bases 1 to 1722 code for a protein of 573 amino acids. The transcript has 7 exons. NCBI's taxonomy places the organism in Eukaryota, Viridiplantae, Streptophyta, Magnoliopsida, Brassicales, Brassicaceae. Gene Ontology annotation, molecular function: terpene synthase activity; magnesium ion binding.